This is a messenger RNA of Silurus meridionalis, 2012 nucleotides long. RefSeq names its product prepronociceptin a (gene pnoca). The transcript is spliced from 3 exons. Gene Ontology annotation, biological process: sensory perception; chemical synaptic transmission; neuropeptide signaling pathway. The record is from RefSeq and is a predicted model, not a curated record. Lineage: Eukaryota; Metazoa; Chordata; Actinopteri; Siluriformes; Siluridae. Gene Ontology annotation, molecular function: opioid receptor binding. Gene Ontology annotation, cellular component: axon terminus; neuronal cell body; plasma membrane. The coding region runs from base 98 to 805 and encodes 235 amino acids.
GAGACUACUGAGGCUUUUUUCUUUUAUAUCUCUUCCCAGGACAGGUAGACGUCUGCCCUCAGCACAGAAUUUCUGCCGUCAGUACAGUCAGUGUAUAAUGAAGACGCCGUUAUGGACUCUCCUGCUGAUGGGGCUGUUUGUCCCCGGACGUGGUGAAUGUCAGAGAGACUGUCUGUCCUGCAGCCAGACCCUUUCCAAAGACCACAACUUUGACAUACUGGUCUGUAUGGUGGAAUGUCGAAGAAGGGUUUCUCUGGGCAUCACAUGGGAGAGGUGUCAGACCAUCUUGGAGGAAAAACCUCUGGCAUCUUUGUCUGUCGGGAACUCGAUCCUGAAAAGAGCUGAGGAAGAAGUGGAAACAGUCCUACCACCGGAUCAGUCUGACGGAAGUCUGAUGUAUUCUGGAACCCUGCAAAAGUUUCACCAUAUGGCACGAGCUUUAGGUUUGGACGAACUUGACCAAGAGAAUCACCAAAUCUCCCAGUUUAGCGUGGCAGGUCAUGCUCAGUCUGCGCAGGAAGAACCCGACACAGGAGACUGGGAGAUAAAAAGUGACGAACCUGUGAACCUCAGCAAACGUUUCGGAGGAUUUCUGAAAAGCAAGUAUGGGUACAGGAAGUUCAUGGACCUCGGCCGGUCUGUGCAGAAAAGAUACGGAGGCUUCAUAGGCGUCCGGAAGUCAGCACGCAAGUGGAACAACCAGAAACGCUUCAGCGAAUUUCUAAAGCAGUACUUGGGCAUGACCACUCGAGCUAGCGAGUACAACAGCGUGUCCACUGACAUCACCCAACAAAACGAGGUGUGAACAUCACCCUUAGAGCUACACUUCCACUUCAUCUGUUAAUACACUUCCUAAUUUAACUUUAUAAAAUAAAAUUAAAAACACCUCUACAACAUAAUGGCAAAUGUCAGAGUCCAAUUGAAGUCAAGAACAUCGGUGAAUGGUCGAUAUCAUCUAACCCUAACCAUCUAAAUUAAGACAUUAAUCCAAUAAACGUUGAUAACGCUGGGACCACUUGGAAUGUGGUGUGCUAAUUAUCUCUGUCUGAAUCGGUCUACGUUGUAUGUAAUGCAUUAGUUAUCCUAUGUUUACACCAGCAAGUCUCUUAGAAUGCUCAUCAUUUGUCGCUAGUGGGCGUGGCUUGUCCAGCGUUCGUCUGUUUGUUUUAAACUCAGAUAAAACACACUAAUAUCUAUAUAUUGAUUAUACACUAACCUUAAUAAACACAAUAUACAUAACAGUAAUGAUGUUAAUAAUUGGUGAGAUCAAGCAAAGCAAAAGCAAAUUAGCAAAGCAAGCAAACGGUACUAGCUAUUUAUACUCAAUAGAGACAAUUGAUCUGUUGCAGUUCAACUUUAUUUUUCUUUGUGAUGUCUCUAUGCACAUUUAUUAAGUACUUGUUUAUAUUUAAAGGUACUAUUGAAUCCUGACUACUGAAUCUAUUGUUAUAAGGAUUUUUAAGAAGAUUCCUGUGUCGAAACAAUAAAUAUGAUGCGUGGAUGUGGCGCACGCUGUAGAAUUGACCCGAGUAUUCGUUAAAACGAAAUGUCAACUCAAUUUGCAGUGAAUUGAGAAAACAGAUCUCAUGUAGGAACUAAAUCACUUUGAUAUGUCGCUUGCUAGUGUGAAUAUCUGGUGCACUUCCAAAAUCACACUUCAAUAGGCUUAAAAAGUGUGCAAAGAAAGACGAGAGAGAUGCAAGAUACAGACAAGAAACAGUAACAGGGAAUAAGGAAAGUUUCAGGCGUGUUGAUUAAAGCCCGGACCCCUGACCACAACUGCAGAUGAUUAAAAUAGUAAUAUAAAUAAAUCAUUGAUGCUCUAACCUCUAACACUUCAUACAAAGGUCAUAAUUCUCACUUAAAACUCACUUACACUGUAAGUUAUUAUACACUGACAUAAUUACUGAUAAAAAUGAGGUAUACUUGACAGUUUUUAUUAAGAAGGGUCGAUGAAAUUUUCAAUUAAUUUUUACAGACUUCAUUUUAAAAGUCCUGCAUCGAAAUCGAAA